Guyanagaster necrorhizus is the source of this 1122-nucleotide messenger RNA. RefSeq lists its product as uncharacterized. The record is from RefSeq and is a predicted model, not a curated record. Bases 7 to 813 code for a protein of 268 amino acids. Lineage: Eukaryota; Fungi; Basidiomycota; Agaricomycetes; Agaricales; Physalacriaceae. The transcript is spliced from 10 exons.
GGUCCCAUGUUUAUUGGUCUCUACAUCAAUGUCAUCCUUCUGGGCAUCAUCGGCACCCAGAUGUAUAUGUAUCUGAAUACGUACAGGAAGGAUCGAUUAUGGAUGAAGAUCGUCGUUCUCUGCGUCGCAAACGUCGCAAGCACGCUUUUCUUCUGCAUAUACCUAUAUGCGUCUCUCAUCCUCCAUUUCGACCCUGCGCUUACGGGCAUCAUCGGGGGAAUGGUCCAACUCUUCUUCGCGUGGAGAGUCAAGGUCCUCACCGACAACCCCUGGCUCGUGACAAUCGUGGGGGCCUUCGCACUGACUGGAACUGGCGCCGCUAUCGCAACCUCCUUCGAAGUAGGGAAAACCCCCGAAUUCAUCCAAUUCCAAAACUUCAAGGCCGUCGUCAUCAUCUGGCUGGGGGCUGCGUGUCUAUCAGACAUUCUCAUCUCUGGAAUCCUCGUCUGGCAUUUGCGCAAGACUGGAUUUCAAGGCACCGAUGAACUCGUCGAUCGAAUCAUCCGAUUGACCGUCCAAACCGGUCUCACCACCUCCAUCUGUGCGAUUAUAGACCUAGCUGUCUACCUUUCAGACUCCACCGGAAUGCACCUCAUGUUCAAUUUUCCGCUGUCUAAGCUCUACACAAACGCGAUGAUGAGCACGUUGAACUCGCGCCGGGGAUGGAACUUCAGUGAUCCAGAAUCCAGCUCGCAUACACACUCCACCAGCGGCAUUCUUCGAGAGCCAAACAAAAAGGUUUGUUUCAGGACCAUCAAAGAACAGCUAGCUAGACUCAUCCACAUCGCUUCUAGAAACACAUCUUUCGCGUAGAAACGACCCGUCCGCAGGUCUUCGUUGACGUUGAACAGCAUGUCGAACAGCAUGAGAUGCACACGGCCAAUCUCGCUGAAAGACGCCCCCAUGCCAAUAAUGACGACUACGAUGUGAAGUCUUCUUCGCCCAGCGACUCACUGACGGCCGCAGAAUUGCCCGCGGCGCCCUGGGAGAGCAAAGGCGGUAACAUCGCAUGAGAAUGCCAAAUUCUUUUUUCCUUUACACUUGGGAUUUCCAGCACGCCCGACGGGCUUUUCGUAGAGUGAAUCAGCGAUAUAUAAUAUAACCCUAGAAUAAACUACUCCA